GUACCUCGUUGAGAUUGACGAUCUGAAGGUGAAGCUGGAACUGAGCCUCCAAGAACUUGCCAAGACCAAACACAGAAAUGAGGUGAACCAACUGCAGUUUCAGCUGAUCGAGAAGACGCUGCUAGCUGACAAGUAUGAUCAGGAGAGGGCAUGCAGGCUAGAUUUGGAGGCUCGUGUGGAAGCUCACAAGUGUCUGGAGGAAACUGUCAAGAGUUUGACCUUAGAAGCAGAGAAGGAGCGAGUCGAGAGACAAGCCAUUCAAAAGUCUAAAGAUGAACUAGAAAGAACUGUUGCUCUACAAGUUAGCAAAGCCGAACUGAUAUCUGCACAAGAGGCUGCAGAUGAGCAGAGACAGCUGUGUCAGGUGUUGGAGGUGAAGAUCCUGCAGCUGGAACAAAGUGUGAAAGAUGUUGAGACCAGCCGUGAUUCAGUGGUGGAGCAGCUGGAGAGUGAGAAGAAGCUCCGACUGAGCACAGAGGGCCGCCUGAUGGAUAUGCAGUUGCAACUUGCUAAUGAAGUGGCAACAGACAAGUACGCAGAACUUAGAGAGGAACUGGACAAGGAAACAGCAGCUCUGGAGGAAUCUCAAGAAACUGUGAGGAUGCUGACAGAGAAACUGGAAAAUGAAAAAAAUCUCAGAAGAGAACUUGCUGAAAAGGUGGCAGCGCUGGAGAAAGGUCAGGGUGAAGACACCACACAGACACUGAAAGCCAAACUUGAGGCCACACUUGAGGAUCUGGAGCAGGAGAGAAGAGCCAAAGCUGAAUGUAACAUGAGGUUACAGGAAAUAGAACAGCUGCUAGAGGACCAGAAAGUUGACAGUGAGAAUCUCCACCACAGUCUCAGUGAGAAG
Messenger RNA from Candidula unifasciata, 853 nucleotides. The record is from the annotation of a GenBank genome assembly. Lineage: Eukaryota; Metazoa; Mollusca; Gastropoda; Stylommatophora; Geomitridae.